Molecule: messenger RNA, 423 nt
Organism: Lycium barbarum (goji berry)
Lineage: Eukaryota; Viridiplantae; Streptophyta; Magnoliopsida; Solanales; Solanaceae
Product: inactive protein RESTRICTED TEV MOVEMENT 1-like
Exons: 1
Coding region: 1-423 (140 amino acids)
Source: RefSeq, a predicted model, not a curated record
AUGGAUUUGGUGAAAGUUGGUCCAGCGGGAGUACAAUCUCAAAGAGGAACCCUUUGGGAUGAAAAGGGACGAGAAGAAGUAGCCCAGAUGUUUGCUGCAUACAAUCAUAACACAAUUUAUUCAGUGCAGUUCCUCUUCUAUGAGAAUAGCAAAUUAGUGUCUGAAAAACACGGUGUUGAUCGUGGUUCAAACUUCAAUUCAGUUGUGUUGGAUUAUCCAUCAGAGCGUCUCACUUCGAUAAGUGGUUCAUUUCGAUUAUCGGUAAAUGGAACUCAAAGUACUUUGAGCUCAAUAUCAUUUGGAACCAAAAAGGGCUCCUAUGGACCAUUUGGGAGUAAUGCAACUGAUGACAGACACUUCAACUUUCAGAUAGGAAAGCAUGGUACUUUUGGUGGAUUUCACGGCAGCGGGCAGCAUACGUGA